AGGGGGCAGUGGCGCAUGUCUCGGCGGUGGCAGGGAAGGAAGAAGUCGCAAGGCGGAAGCGUUCCCGCCGCCGCUCUUGCCCGCCCUCCGGCGCUGCGCUCGUCUCCUCCCUUCUCUCCGCGGUGCGCGCGGCCGAAGGUCGCCUGGAGUCGCGAGCGCGCGCGGGCGAGCCGGGAGAGUGCGGCCCUGACGCGGGCGAGCGACCCACCCCUCCCCUUCCCUUCAAUUCCCCGCCACCGGGGCCUGGCCGGGCUGAUGGAGCCUCUUCCGCUCCCCACCCUUGGGAAGAAGAGCCUUUAUGGUGUGGAGGUGAAGGCAGGACGGAGAGUGCCAUGUGAACUGAGCCUGUCCCAGCGUGGUGAGGAAUAUGAUUUGGUUAUCCAUUCCCGGGAGAAGGACCCCCCUGUUCAAGAGAGCAUUCCUAUCAACAGCCGUUUUAAAUGUGUGCAAGAGGCUGAAGAAACUCUGCUGAUAGACAUAGCGACAAACACUGGCUGCAAGAUCCGAGUCCAGGGCGAUUGGACAGCAGAGCGCCUCUUUGAGAUCCCAGAUGAGGAGCAGUGCUUGAGGUUCCUCGCUGAGGUUCUGAAAGUGCAGGAAGUCCCGCUGAAAGCUUCUUUCCCUGAUCUUGUGGAUCAUGCCUCUUGGCACCAGGUGCAAGGCCUCUCGGGAGCUGCUGAUCCUUUUUCUGCAGGAAAUCUGGGGUUUGAGGAUAAUUUCAGUGCCAUGAGUUUGGAGAAGAAAAGAAACUUGCAGAAUCAGCAAAAGAGUGCCCGCCGGGAGCCACCCCCACCACCGCUGCCACCAAGCAGGCCGUUUCUCCAUGAGAAGGAAAGCAUGAGCAAGGAGCAGCCUAAAGUGAGCAACACCAUGCGCAAGCUCUUUGUCCCUUCCACGCAUACGCAAUCUGGGCAGAGGGAGGGGCUCAUCAAGCAUGUCCUUGCCAAGAGGGAGAAGGAGUAUGUCAACAUCCAGAAUUUCAGGUUUUUUGUGGGGACAUGGAAUGUGAAUGGGCAGUCUCCAGACAGUGGAUUGGAACCUUGGCUGAACUGUGACCCUGAACCCCCAGAUAUCUACUGCAUUGGUUUCCAGGAGCUGGACCUGAGUACAGAGGCUUUCUUCUACUUUGAGUCAACAAAGGAGCAAGAGUGGCUGACAGCUGUGGAAAAGGCUCUGCAUCCCAAAGCCAAGUACAAGAAAGUGCAGCUGGUGCGUCUGGUUGGGAUGAUGUUGCUCAUCUUUGCCAGGAAGGAACAGUUCAGCCAUAUCAGGGAGGUGGUGACAGAGACAGUGGGCACGGGUAUCAUGGGGAAGAUGGGUAAUAAGGGGGGUGUGGCCAUGAGGUUUGUCUUCCACAAUACCAGCUUCUGCAUUGUCAAUUCCCAUCUUGCCGCCCACGUGGAAGACUUCGAGCGCCGCAACCAGGACUACAAGGACAUCUGUGCCCGGAUGAGCUUCCUGCCCCCUGACCAGGGUCUGCCGCAGCUGACAAUCAUGAAGCACGAUGUUGUCAUCUGGUUGGGAGAUCUAAACUACAGGCUUUGCCUUCCUGAUGCCAAUGACGUGAAAACUCUGAUACAUAAAAAGGAGCUUCAGAAGCUGCUGAUGUAUGACCAGCUCAAUAUUCAACGUACUCAGAAGACAGCUUUUGCCGAUUUUACAGAAGGUGAGAUCAAGUUCAUCCCCACGUACAAAUUUGACUCUAAAACAGAUCGCUGGGAUUCCAGCGGGAAGUGUCGUGUGCCAGCAUGGUGUGACCGAAUCCUCUGGAGAGGAGGCAGCGUCAAUCAGCUCCACUACCGAAGUCAUAUGGAAUUGAAGACAAGCGACCACAAGCCUGUCAGCUCCCUCUUCCUCAUAGGGGUGAAGGUUGUGGAUGACCGGCGGUACCGGAGGGUGUUUGAGGAUAUUGUUCGGUUGAUGGACAGGAUGGAAAAUGAAUUCCUUCCAUCGGUGGAGCUCAGCAGGAGGGAGUUUUUGUUUGAGAAUGUGAAGUUCCGGCAGCUGCAAAAGGAGAAGUUCCAGAUCACAAACAACGGGCAGGUCACCUGCCAUUUCUCCUUCAUCCCCAAGCUCAACGACAGCCAGUACUGUAAGCCGUGGCUUCGCGCUGAGCCCUGCGAGGGAUACUUAGAGCCAAAUGAGACAGUGGACAUCUCCCUAGAUGUAUAUGUCAGCAAGGACUCAGUGACGCUUCUCAAUUCAGGGGAGGACAAGAUUGAGGAGAUCCUUGUCCUUCACCUCGACCGUGGCAAGGAUUACUUCCUCACCAUCAGUGGUAGCUACCUGCCCAGCUGCUUUGGGACCUCCUUGGAGGCCUUGUGCCGGAUGAAACUGCCGAUUCGUGAAGUCCCCGUCACCAAGCUUAUUGAUCUGGAGAAGCCGUUUCUGGAGAUGAUGCCCCAGGAUGGCAAUGACUCCAGUGAGCGACCUUUGCACAUCCCCAAGGAAAUCUGGCUCUUGGUGAACCACCUCUUCAAGAACGCCUGCCACCAGGAGGAUCUCUUCCAGACACCAGGCAUGCAGGACGAGCUACAGGAUAUCAUAGAGUGCCUGGACACCAGCAUUCCUGAGACAAUCCCGGGCAGUAACCACUCAGUGGCCGAAGCUCUGCUCAUCUUCUUGGAGGCCCUACCAGAACCGGUCAUCUGCUAUGAACUGUAUCAGCGCUGCCUUGACUGCUCACACGACAGCCGCCUCUGUCGCCAGGUGAUCUGCCAGUUGCCACGGUCUCACCGAAACGUCUUCCGCUACGUGAUGGCAUUCUUGCGCGAACUGCUGAAAUACUCGGAGACCAACAACGUCAGUGCCAACAUGCUAGCCACCCUCUUCGCCAGCCUCCUGCUGCGGCCUCCGCCCAACGUUCUGUCGAAGCAGAGCCCGCAGGAUCGCCGGCAUGCCAUUACCUUUCUCCUGGGCUUCCUGCUAGGAGCAGAUGACUACUAAAGGUGCCAAAGCGAGGACUCCGUGCCAGCUGUGAGGCAGCUUGGAGACAGAGCAGGAGGAGAGCAGCAAGGCCCACCCUCUGUUCUCUGAUGACAUGGAGGUGAAUUGGCCUCCCAAUCUUCCCACUGCUGCAGAGGGGCUCCGUUGUGCCCUUCCCCAAGCUCUACCCUUUAUCAGCUUUUUCCUCCGCCCCCCUGAUGUGGCUGGACACUUGUGGCAUUCCAUACACAUGGUUCCAGGGCCUUGGCAGGCUUUUGGGGAGGGAGCCUGUUUGCUGGGUAUAGCCAGGGAUUUGCUGGCAGUCAUCCUCCACUGGUGCCGCCACCAUUGCCCUCAUUUCCAAUGCAGUACUCCACUCCCUCACUUUCUGUUCCAGCAGAGUGCAUGAUACCCGUGGCAGACACAAGGACUCCCAGCCUGUCCUGGGGUUGCAAGACCAACUUUUGCUGCCCCUUGGCCCCAAUGCUGGUGGGGAAAGGGUAGACCACCCAUGUGGCCCACAUGCUCUGUAUAGUUUCAGGUAUCUACCCCCAUUCUGCCAAGUAGUCUCUGUCUGGGGCAUUAAUUCUUCAUGAAACACUAAGCACUGCCUAAGGGGGUGGGGUGAGGGAGGAAGGAGAGGGGGCAGAUAGGGCAGCAGGAGGAGAUCUGCCUCAAGCUGGGGCAGUGGGUAGAGCUGCCCUCCCACCCCAAGUUCUGAAAUCUUGUCUGUUUUGUUUUCUCUCUUGGAUUCCUGUACUUUGUGCACACUUUCUCUCUCUUUUUUUAAACUGUAUAAUUUAUUGGAAAACUGUUGUUUCAAAAUAAAAAUCUCCAUUGUGUGAAGA
Messenger RNA from Rhineura floridana, 3773 nucleotides. RefSeq names its product OCRL inositol polyphosphate-5-phosphatase (gene OCRL). The transcript has 23 exons. The record is from RefSeq and is a predicted model, not a curated record. Gene Ontology annotation, molecular function: inositol phosphate phosphatase activity; phosphatidylinositol-4,5-bisphosphate 5-phosphatase activity. Bases 16 to 2946 code for a protein of 976 amino acids. Gene Ontology annotation, cellular component: membrane; cytoplasm. Gene Ontology annotation, biological process: phosphatidylinositol dephosphorylation; signal transduction. NCBI's taxonomy places the organism in Eukaryota, Metazoa, Chordata, Lepidosauria, Squamata, Rhineuridae.